CAUUUGUUUACAUUUUUUUAAAUAUAGUUCAGUCUUCACUUCAGCUGCAAUGUAAAUUAAAAUUAGUAGAAAAAGUAAAACUGUUGCACAAUACAUUUAAACUGAAAUUAAAUAAAAUGUUCCUUAGAAAGAUCUUACUAUCAUCAAGUCUUUACUACAGUCAGCGUGGCGCACAAAUUUUAAACAUUUGUAGAUUAUGUUCAAAUUACGACCACAUCAGAUUAAGAGGACCACAACACCAAAGAUAUCUCUCAUAUUUAGUACAUAAAAAGUAUUAUUCCAAGAGUUUAGACAACAAUUUGCUUAAAGAUGAAACAUCACAAAGUGAAAAAGAAUUAAAUAAUAUCAAACAAUUAUUCUCAAGCCCACGAGUAACUCUCAAUGAAUUGGCAACAAAGAUACCAGAUAAGAUGUUUGAUGUGCAAUACAAGCAAACCCAAGUGUUAAUUAAAGGCAGCAAGAAGAAAGUAGCUCAGAAUGAUUGGUCUUGCACCUAUUUAUUUUUAUGGCCAGAGAAAAUGAAAUUUGAAAGUUCAGCAGUCUCAAAGCGGCAAGCAGCAGAAAAGGCAGCAAUACAAGCUUUGCACUGGCUCUAUAUAAGUGGACGAAUUGACAAGCAAGGAAACCCAAUAUAUAAACAGGAUGUUUUGGAGCAAAUCCGGAGUACAUUGAAUACCCCAUUACAUAUAACAAUUAGUGAAAAAUCUAUAGAAAGGAUUGAUAAAAUUUGGAAUGAAUAUCAGGGUGGUAUAAAGAAUGUAUACGAGUCAACAUUGAAAGAGGCCUCUGAAAGAAGCUAUAAUUUCCCAAUUGCAGUACAAAAAGACUCUACCAUUGAUGAUGUUGAUGGCUGUGAAGGUUUGAUCGAAAACGCUGAUGAAACAAGCACACCAGAUUUUAGAACGCAGGCGCACCCGGUGUUCGGCAAGACCAUAGAGCCGCCAUCUUUGACAGCCUUGUCGCGGCGUGAGCGGAACCUUCAGGCAACGUUCGAGAGAUACGAUGAGACGCUAACACCACUACCAAUCGAUGAAUACGCAGACCAAAUUAACUCGACGAUAUCCGAGUCCCGCGUCGCAGUGAUAGUGGGCGCUGCGGGGUGUGGUAAGUCCACGCGAGUACCGGCCGCGAUACUGCGGCACUGCGGCGCUCGGAGUACGAUACUGGUGUCCGAGCCGAGGAGGGUCGCCGCUGUCGGACUGGCGCAGAGGGUGGCCGAUGAACUGGCUGAGGGUGUGGGAGAGACGGUUGGUUACCAAGUGAGACUUCACUCUCGAUGUCCUCGUCCGCCAGGGGGAGCUAUUCUGUACUGUACUUCAGGAGUGUUAUUAAGAAGACUACAGUUCAAUCCUGGACUCUCUGGUUGUAGCCACGUGUUAAUAGACGAGGCACACGAGCGUGACGUCAAUACUGACGUCACUCUGCUGCUGCUACGACGAGCGUUGUACCUCAAUCCAAACCUCAACAUUGUUGUUAUGAGCGCUACUCUCGACACACAAGUGUUUACGAAAUAUUUCAACGAUUGUCCGGUAAUUGAGGUACCGGGAAGAACAUUUCCUAUACAAGAAUCAUACAUUGAUGACUUGGAAAGUAAGUUCAAGAUAAAGUUGCCUCACGCGAAAGAAAACUGUAUGAAGAUUGAUGGAAAGCCCAUGAUCGACUGUCAAGAGGUAGCAGAGCUAAUAAAGGCUGUGGAUAGAAAUGGAACAGACGGUGCUAUACUAGUGUUUCUCCCGGGUUGGGCCGAGAUCAAGCAGACGAAGCAAACAUUGGACGAAAUUUACUCUAAGAGCAACUUGCACGUCAUACUGCCGGUUCAUUCUAGACUGUCGACGACAGAGCAAGCGAAAAUGUUCAGUAAACCAGCGCCGGGCAUUCGUAAGAUAGUUCUGUCCACAAACAUAGCGGAGACCUCGGUCACAAUACCUGAUGCUGUUCAUGUCAUAGACACCGGCGCACACAAAGAGAACACCCUCAAACAGGGCUCAGGCACAGCUAGCUUAGAGACCGUGUGGGUAUCUAAAGCUGGAGCCAAGCAGAGGUCGGGCAGAGCAGGGAGAGUCCAACCAGGGUUUUGUUAUAAAAUGUACACAAAGGAGAAAGAAGAAGGUUUCACACCGUACACCACGCCGGAGAUAUUGCGAGUUCCUUUGGAUCAGACUGUUUUGGAUUGUAAGUCUUAUGCUCCCGACGAAAAAGCCGAAAGUUUCUUGUCACAACUCCCGCAGCCGCCGAGCAAGAACGCUGUUCGUUUUGCGGUCAAUGAUCUCAUAGAUCUUGGUGCAUUGUCAAACACCGAGCGAUUGACGCGUGUCGGACGUUUGAUUACGUCAUUAAAAAUGUCGCCGCGUCUUGCCCGCGCCGUUUUGCACGCGGCGAUCAUCGGGAACAUACUGGCUGCGACCAACGUAGCGACUAUGUGCGGUGACAACGUCGAAAUAUUUCAUAACCCGGCGGAUAGAAGAGAAGAAAUUCGAAGCAUAAAACGCAAGUUCAAUGAAACAUCCGACCAUGCGGCGCUGCAUUGGAUACAGGAGGAGUACGAGAGAAAAUUGGAGGGUGAUCAGCCUGGCGACUUCAGUGAGGUGGAAUCAUGGUGUCGGAAUCUGGGCCUGAGGAAGGAAAGAUUGGCGUUUGUCAAAUCACUUUCAAACCUGCACCUGCAAAACGUCCUGGGUUGUGGUCUGCUGGAGGAAAAACCUGAUGUCGAAGAGCUGAAUCGUUAUUCCGACAUAGACGAGUUGACGUCGGCUGUACUGUUGUCCGGUUCCAAUUCGCUACUGUCGACGCGGAAAUACGUGAGGACUAAAGGAAAACUACGAACAACCGUCGAAUUAUAUACCACCGGCGGUGAGCGGGCACAUGUCGGCAGUGACAGUGUGAACCACAACGUGACCAAGAACCACCACCCCGCUCUACUGACGUACUGCGGCGGAUACCACUCGCCUGAACGUCGCGCCCUGGUUCUGUACAACACGUCGCGCCUCACCCCCCAUGCCGUCCUCCUCUUCUCCAUGGGACACGUGUACGAUACGAAAUCGAAUGAAGAAGACGCAACAGCAGACCUAUAUGUACAGCGACACAAGUUAAAGAUGGAAAUUCCGCGCAGCCAAGUCAGCCAUAUGCUUCAAAUACGAGAAAUGUUGUGGAAAACGUUAGAAUAUAACUUAGAAAGAGAUGUGAGGAGUAUUUCGUACGAUGAAUUGUCAGACACGUCUGCGUUUAAGAAGAAAUUGAUAAAAACUGUUGCAAGAAUUCUUGUUGAGGCCAAUACAGAUUAUAUAGAGAAUAAUAAAAGAGAUGCUGAUGUUCGGUAAUUAAAUAAUUUAAAUUGG
Messenger RNA from Leptidea sinapis, 3335 nucleotides. RefSeq names its product ATP-dependent RNA helicase DHX30-like. Gene Ontology annotation, molecular function: G-quadruplex RNA binding; DNA helicase activity; ATP binding. The record is from RefSeq and is a predicted model, not a curated record. The transcript has 22 exons. Lineage: Eukaryota; Metazoa; Arthropoda; Insecta; Lepidoptera; Pieridae. The coding region runs from base 117 to 3317 and encodes 1066 amino acids. Gene Ontology annotation, cellular component: cytoplasm; intracellular anatomical structure; nucleus.